AUGGCACAGCGCCACUGGGCGGCCUGCACGCACCCCUACAAGCGGCAAAGAAGACAGGGCGUGCUGGCGCAAGCGCAGGAGGGAGUGCCCGAUGUGUUCCUCGAGCCCGCGGUGGCGGCGCCAGCGGCGGCCACCUCGUGCACUGCCGGCGACGCCCUGCAGCUGCCCGAGCCGCAGCACAUCAUCCUGCUAGACGACUUUCUGGAUGCCGAGCUGGCGCAUCAGCUGCGGGAGUACUAUGAUGAAAAGAUGGUGCUGGACCAGCUGCGGCCGCCGGAGAAGCGGGCCGCCUGGGGAUCCUUCGACGCGCCCCCCGACUUCCGGCUGUUCCGCACCCCCGCGCACGCUUUCUUCCCGCCCCAGCUCCACGCCAGGCUGGAGGAGGCGCUCGCGCGCUACGGGGCGCGGGAGCUGGGCUGCUGCAGCGUGUCACCCAUCACGCUCAGCUACUACGUCAACGGCUGCACGCACGGCUGGCACUGCGCCGCGCCGCAGGGCCCCUUUGCCUUUGUGCUGUCGCUGACGCGGUGGGAGGGGCGGGGCUUCAGGGGCGGCGAGCUGGUCAUGCUGCAAUACAACAUGUGGGAAACGGAUGAGGCGAGCCAGAAGCUGGGGUCCACCCUCAUCGAGCCGGUGUUCAACCGCAUGGCGCUGUGGGAUGGACGCAUCUCCUAUGCUGUGCGGCAGCCGCUGCCGCUGCUCGCGGGCCUGGCGCAGGUGGAGGGGACCGACGACCCGCUGGAUGCGCGUGUGGUGCUGAUUGGCUGGUACAACGAGCCAUCCCUCUUCCUGACGGGGUCGCUGAGCGAAGCGGAGGCGGCCCCCGGCCUGGAGGCCUGCCUGGAGCGGCUGCACGCGGCGCUGGGCGAACCGGCGCCCGCAAGCGGCACCGUGGUGCUGCGCCUGUCGGUGUGCGGCGAGACUGGGCAGGUCGGCGGCGUGCGGUGGCUGGUCAACACGCUGCGGGCGGACCCAGAGGGCCACACGCCGCCCUGGGCCGUGGUGGAGGCGCAGCAGGCGGCGAUCGCCGAGCACUGCUGCGCGGCGCGCUUCCAGCCCAGCGCCGACGGCGGCGGCACGGAGAUCACCCUGCCCCUGGUGUUCAAAUGA
Messenger RNA from Chlorella variabilis, 1110 nucleotides. RefSeq names its product expressed protein. The record is from RefSeq and is a predicted model, not a curated record. Lineage: Eukaryota; Viridiplantae; Chlorophyta; Trebouxiophyceae; Chlorellales; Chlorellaceae. The coding region runs from base 1 to 1110 and encodes 369 amino acids. The transcript has 6 exons.